AUGGAGACCAGCAGCCCACGGCCCCCGAGGCCCAGCCCCGGCCCAGCGCUGAGCCUGGACGCCCGGCUGGGCGUGGACACGCGCCUCUGGGCCAAGGUGCUGUUCACCGCGCUCUACGCGCUCAUCUUCGCGCUGGGUACGGCCGGCAAUGCGCUGUCCGUGCACGUGGUGCUGAAGGCGCGGGCCGGGCCUCCGGGGCGCCUGCGCUACCACGUGCUCAGCCUGGCGCUCUCCGCCCUGCUGCUGCUGCUGGUCAGCGUGCCCAUGGAGCUCUACAACUUCGUGUGGUUCCACUACCCCUGGGUCUUCGGCGACCUGGGCUGCCGCGCUUACUACUUCGUGCGCGAGCUGGGCACCUACGCCACGGUGCUCAGCGUGGCCAGCCUGAGCGCCGAGCGCUGCCUGGCCGUGUGCCAGCCCCUGCGCGCCCGCCGGCUGCUGACGCCGCGCAGGACCCGCCGCCUGCUGUCGCUCCUCUGGGCCUCCUCGCUCGGCCUCGCCCUGCCCAUGGCAAUCAUCAUGGGGCAGAAGCACGAGCUGGAGACGGCGGGAGGGGAGCCGGAGCCCGCCUCGCGCGUGUGCACCGUGCUGGUGAGCCGCUCCACACUCCAGGUCUUCAUCCAGGUGAACAUGCUGGUGUCCUUCGUGCUCCCCUUGGCAUUAACUGCUUUCCUGAACGGGGUCACCGUGAGCCACCUGGUGGCCCUCUGCUCCCAGGUGCCAUCCACUUCUGCCCCAGGCAGCCCCGCCCCCAGCCUCGCGGAGCUAGUGAGUCAGGAGAGGAAGGCACUCUCCCUGGGGGGCCAGGCCAGCCUGGUGCGACACAAGGACGCCCGCCGGAUCCGUGGCCUCCAGCACAGCAUCCAGGUUCUCAGAGCCAUUGUGGCUGUGUAUGUCGUCUGCUGGCUGCCAUACCAUGCCCGCAGGCUCAUGUACUGCUAUGUUGCUGAUGACAAAUGGACCGACGUGCUCUACGAUUUCUAUCACUACUUCUACAUGGUGACCAACACGCUUUUCUACAUCAGCUCCGCAGUGACCCCUGUCCUGUACAACGUCAUGUCCUCCUCCUUCAGAAAACUCUUCCUGGAAGCCCUCGGCUCCCUGUGUCGAGAGCACCACCCCAUGGAGCGUUCCCCGCAGAAGCCCCAGAGCCCCACCGUAAUGGAUACAGUGUCCGGCUCCGGGGCUCCCCCAGAAACCCCAACCCGAAUGAAAUAG
This is a messenger RNA of Diceros bicornis minor, 1218 nucleotides long. It is a transcript of the gene NTSR2, whose product is annotated as neurotensin receptor 2. Gene Ontology annotation, biological process: neuropeptide signaling pathway. Lineage: Eukaryota; Metazoa; Chordata; Mammalia; Perissodactyla; Rhinocerotidae. Gene Ontology annotation, molecular function: G protein-coupled neurotensin receptor activity. Gene Ontology annotation, cellular component: plasma membrane. The record is from RefSeq and is a predicted model, not a curated record.